This is a messenger RNA of Aspergillus uvarum CBS 121591, 783 nucleotides long. RefSeq lists its product as uncharacterized. Lineage: Eukaryota; Fungi; Ascomycota; Eurotiomycetes; Eurotiales; Aspergillaceae. The coding region runs from base 177 to 662 and encodes 161 amino acids. The record is from RefSeq and is a predicted model, not a curated record. The transcript is spliced from 2 exons.
UUAUCGCAAUGAUGCGCAGCGGUUGAAAAUCGCGCUCGCGUGACUGGCUGACAAGGCAGGAGAAAUGAUUAUUAAGAUGAAACAAGUGAGAAAAAAAAAAGUAAGGUUUUUUAGACUCCGUGCUGAUAGUGGGUGGUGUCGUGAUAAGAAGGUUCGGUGAUGGAAUCGCGAUUGUGAUGGAGGGUGGCCCGGGGGAAAGCGAGAAGCAGCCUGCCUAUAAAGACACCAUGGCGACUGGCUGCUCUUUUUUGCUUCUCGAACUGGAACUAACACUUUGUUCAUCGAGAUGCGAAUCUACCCGAUACCCCAAGGGCAACAGAAAUCACGUUCGUGAGGACGGACAGGGCUCUCUCCAGGAUUUUCCUCGGCAACUGGUCUGGGGUCGGAGAAUGCGGAGAAAGAAAGAGGAGAUGGUUCGAAACCACCAGUCAAAUAGCCUCACUUUAUCGGCGCUCUCGGAGUUCGGGCAGGAGGAGAUGAAUUUCGACACUUGUUUAGAUGAUAACAAUGAGUUUCAGCCAUGCCCCGGUCGAUCGAUAGGGCAUUCCACGACGGUGAUUCGAUUGUCUCACUCGCAACCCCCCUUUCUGAUUGAUGACUGUGAGGACAGAUUGCAGGGUUGCAGGUACGACCCAAAUGUUAGACGUGGUUCCUUAUCUUGACAGCCGUCCUCAACGGAUGUCAAUCUGCAGAGUUAUCAAGGCGAUCGAAACCUUCGGCGACUGAGACGGCCAAAAAAAGUGGUGAUGGAUGAACUCGAUGGAGGUUUCCUGUAGGGGAAAC